Messenger RNA from Australozyma saopauloensis, 927 nucleotides. It is a transcript of the gene CDA2, whose product is annotated as chitin deacetylase. Gene Ontology annotation, biological process: ascospore wall assembly; carbohydrate metabolic process. The record is from RefSeq and is a predicted model, not a curated record. Gene Ontology annotation, molecular function: chitin deacetylase activity. Bases 1 to 927 code for a protein of 308 amino acids. The transcript has a single exon. NCBI's taxonomy places the organism in Eukaryota, Fungi, Ascomycota, Pichiomycetes, Serinales, Metschnikowiaceae. Gene Ontology annotation, cellular component: prospore membrane.
AUGCUCUAUCUUCUUUUGAUUGGAUGCGCCGUUGGGCUUGCAAUAAAGCCUCAUUUCAAUGCAUUCGCGCCGUUGUAUACACCAGAAGCGUUUGCCGCUGAACAACCACUUCCUUUUCCUCAGUGGCUCGCAGACUUUACUGGUUGUACAGAAUGGCCUGGAAUGAACCCACCCUACAUUCCACUUGACUUUGUCAACUUGGACAGUUUACCAGAGAAUCUGGAAAACUGGAUUCAUGCCGAAGGUGUUUGUGGAAAUGUUGCGAGUAGCGCUGCAUGUUCAUUUGACUGCUACAACUGUGUCAUGUCUGAGGAUGUCCAUACUUGUCCGUCCUUGACACAAACCUUUGAUGAUGGACCUUCGCCAUUCACGCCUACUCUUACCAGCGCUUUAACUACUCCUCUCACUUUCUUUACUAUCGGAGUCAAUGUGGUCCGCUUCCCUCAGAUCUACCGUGAUACUGCCAACAAGGGUCACAUCAUGGGGUGUCACACCUGGCUGCAUCCAUUUCUCCCAGGACAGACCAACACUCAGAUUGUGGCACAAAUUGAAUGGCUGAUCUGGGCCAUGAAUGCUACCUAUGGCCACUUGCCCAAAUGGUUCCGCCCUCCAUAUGGCGGUAUUGACAAUAGGGUCAGGGCAAUAAUCCACCAGUUUGGAAUGCAGGCCGUCCUAUGGGACUUUGACACAUUUGACUGGCAAUUGGCAGCAAAUAACGAUGAUUUUGGAACAGAUGCAAUGUAUGGAAGCGUUAGCAACUUCAUCGAGUCCAAUGAUCAUAGAGGUUUAAUUCUCGAACACGAUAGUAUGGCCCACACCGUCAACAUAGGCAUUCACUUGCACGGCUUGAUUGGCCUGGAGCAGAUGACAGUUCCGCAAUGUGCGGGAGGCAUUGACUACAUGAAGAAUUUCAAUUUCGAUAAAUAG